Messenger RNA from Fulvia fulva, 2061 nucleotides. RefSeq lists its product as uncharacterized. The transcript has a single exon. Gene Ontology annotation, molecular function: protein binding. The record is from RefSeq and is a predicted model, not a curated record. Bases 1 to 2061 code for a protein of 686 amino acids. NCBI's taxonomy places the organism in Eukaryota, Fungi, Ascomycota, Dothideomycetes, Mycosphaerellales, Mycosphaerellaceae.
AUGUCCCUAUUCGGAUCCCUCCUCAAGCCACAAUGUCUCCCAGCGGCCUCGAUAGCAGCCCGGUCCACCUCCGUAUGCACAACCUCGCACAGACGACCACAUCACGAAGAACGCACACACAGACGAUCAUGUCGCGGUGACAUUGGCGCUGGAGCUGCGGUUGCUGGGAAGACAACAGCAUCCAGCAUAGAGGACAUUUUCAUCAGCUCCCUGCUGGCUGCUGGCACAUGUCGAGAGCAUAGGAGCACUGUCAGAGGGAGCAUCACUGGCAGGCAGAGGUUAAGGCUACAACGCCACGUCCAGGUUCUGGAAGGGACGAAACAGCAGAUUCGACAUCUCUCCUCCAGACGAGCGAGCUGCCAAAAUACUGUUGCCAUGGCAGAGCCUUCCACUACGCCAGACAUAUCACAAGAAGAGUAUAAAGAGCUCGUGAACACAUAUCCGUCGUUCCCCAACCACACUUUACCGCCGCUGGACCUGGCUCGAAAGGCAGCGGAGGAAGCGGAAGCGGAGAGGCACUUUCCUUUGGCGUCUCGUCUUGUCCUUACACCCGAGCAGGAAGUCAACAAAGGCAGUGAGGGUCGCAAACCUCUACCACCAGAAGAUGCAGAUCACGCUCGCCAGCUGGACGAAUUUACGAAUCUGCUGGCAACGCAAGAUCGGGGUACUAUUUCCCACGACAAGCUAUGGGAGCUCUUUGACGGCCUCCGGCCGCCACCCCUACGCUACCUCAGCAAUCGCACUGUAUAUCAUAUGUUCCGACAUUUGUCUAUGGUGGAAUAUAGGACUUCCAAGGCUUCCAUGCAAAGACACCUCGAUCUGCUCAGCGAAGCGAUUGCAGAACGGAUACCUCUUGAGAAAGGCGUCUGGAACACAGCCAUACACAACGCAGGCUCGUGGGUAAGAGACACCACGAGCUCACAGGUCAAGGCUGCCAUCGAGGUGUGGAUGCGCAUGGAAGAGUCAGGGAUGCGAGCCAACCACGUCACGCUCAACAUUCUGUUCCUGGUGGCAGUCAAGGCGAGCCGAUUUGCGCUGGCGGACACAAUCUACAAAGAGUUGCUCGCUCGGAAUCUGCCGCUGAACAGGUACUUCAGGACAAGUGUCAUCCAUUACGCUGGCAUGCGACAAGAUGGCGAUGGGGUGAGACGCGCGUUCCGAGAGCUGGUCAAUGCUGGUGAGCUCGUGGACACAGUAACCAUGAACUCCGUCAUCCUCGGCCUCGUGCGCGCAGGCGAGGCUCCGGCUGCUGAGAAUGUCUUCCUACGCAUGAAGAAGUUACACGAGGACAAAUUCGGGAUGAUUCUGCCUGAAGACUGGCGCGCUCGCAAGGAGCUCGGUCGGGUGCUUGACAAGACUGGCGCGCGACUUCGGCAAGACCAGAAACAGCACGAGUCAUCAUUCUUCGGCGCCGCAUUCUCCAGCGAUGACAAGCGGGAGCAGAUUCAGCAAGCGACUCCAAUCGCACCUGAUUCGACGACCUACAGGAUUUUGAUCAAGCAUCACGCGUACACUUCAGGCAAUAUUAACAAGACACGAGAGCUUCUAGCGGAGAUGCAGGGCAGAAAGCUGCCUGUCCAUGGCAGUGUAUAUGUUCACCUUCUGAGAGGCUUUCAUAUGCACGGUGGAUGGGCCAACUCGGAGUGGAGUCCAGCAAGUCUUGAAGCGCUGUGGAAGGAGGUCCUGGCAGCAUCGCCACCGCCACCAUCUGCCGUUCACCUUGCGCAACAACCACCGGCUGUGAGCGCUGAGGAGGAUGCAACUGAUAUGCUUGGCGCUAUGCUCGCCGAACAAUCCUCUUCUCGUGCGAAGGGAAUUCCGCCUAGCAGCAAAUCGCCAGCUGUCGAACCACCCCAGUCUGAGGUCGAGCGACCACCAUAUUUCACCAAGGCUAUGGCCAUGGCUGCGAUACAAGCCUUCUACAAGUGCACCGAUUCGAGGCGAAUGCUCGAGGUGUGGGAAGUCAUCAUGGAGAGAUGGCACGAUGCCAGCGACCAGGACCAUGCUUUAGUACAAGAACGUGUAGAUAGGCUGGCGGCGUAUAGUCGCCGCCGCCGUUGA